AUGAUGAACACAAAGGGAAAGAGGAAGGGGACCCAUUACACAUUCUCUAGGCCUUUUCGCAAACAUGGUGUUGUCCCAUUGGCUACUUAUAUGCGAAUCUACAAGAAAGGUGGUAUUGUAGAUAUUAAGGGCAUGGGGAAAGUGCAACAAGGUAUGCCCCAUAAGUGUUACCAUGGCAAGACUGGAAGGGUAUAUAACGUUACCCAACACGCUGACGGGAUUAUUGUAAACAAACAGGUCAAGGGCAAGAUUCUUGCCAAGAGAAGUAAUGUUCGAAUUGAGCAUAUUAAGCAUUCCAAGUGUCGAGACAGCUUCCUUAAGCGUGUGAAGGAGAAUGAUCAGAAGAAGGAAGCCAAAGAGAAGGGCAUCUGGGUUGAACUAAAACGUCAGCCCGCUCCACCCAGAGAGGCCCACUUUGUGUGA
Tachyglossus aculeatus (Australian echidna) is the source of this 423-nucleotide messenger RNA. RefSeq names its product 60S ribosomal protein L21-like. The transcript has a single exon. NCBI's taxonomy places the organism in Eukaryota, Metazoa, Chordata, Mammalia, Monotremata, Tachyglossidae. Gene Ontology annotation, cellular component: ribosome; cytosolic large ribosomal subunit. The record is from RefSeq and is a predicted model, not a curated record. Gene Ontology annotation, molecular function: structural constituent of ribosome. Gene Ontology annotation, biological process: translation. Bases 1 to 423 code for a protein of 140 amino acids.